Messenger RNA from Agelaius phoeniceus (red-winged blackbird), 2193 nucleotides. The record is from RefSeq and is a predicted model, not a curated record. Lineage: Eukaryota; Metazoa; Chordata; Aves; Passeriformes; Icteridae.
AUGGGCUUCCUGAAACUCAUCGAGAUCGAGAACUUCAAGUCGUACAAGGGCGCCAGAUCUCGGCCCUUCCGCCGCUUCACCGCCAUCAUCGGCCCCAAUGGCUCCGGUAAAUCCAACCUGAUGGACGCCAUCAGUUUCGUGCUGGGGGAGAAGACGAGCAACCUGCGGGUGAAGACGCUGCGGGAUUUGAUCCACGGCGCCCCCGUGGGGAAGCCCGCGGCCAGCCGGGCCUUUGUCAGCAUGGUGUACUCGGAGGAGGGCGCCGAGGACCGCACCUUCGCCCGCGUCAUCGUCGGCAGCUCCUCCGAGUACAAGAUCAACAAUCGGGUGGUGCAGCUGAGCGAGUACAGCGAGGAGCUGGAGAAGCUGGGGAUCCUCAUCAAGGCCAGGAACUUCCUUGUCUUCCAGGGAGCAGUGGAGUCCAUCGCCAUGAAGAACCCCAAGGAGCGCACAGCUCUCUUUGAGGAGAUUUCCCGCUCAGGGGAGCUCGCCCCCGAGUACGACAAGCGCAAGAAGGAGAUGGUGAAGGCCGAGGAGGACACGCAGUUCAAUUAUCACCGCAAGAAAAACAUCGCGGCCGAGCGCAAGGAGGCCAAGCAGGAGAAGGAGGAGGCUGACCGGUACCAGCGGCUCAAGGACGAGGUGGUUCGGGCGCAGGUGCAGCUGCAGCUCUUCAAACUCUUCCACAACGAGGCCGAGAUCGAGAAGCUCAACAAGGAGCUGGGGCUGAAGAACCGCGAGAUCGACAAGGACAAGAAGAGGAUGGACAGGGUGGAGGACGAGCUCAAGGACCGCAAGAAGGAGCUGGGCAAGAUGAUGAGGGAGCAGCAGCAGAUUGAGAAGGAGAUCAAGGAGAAGGACUCAGAGCUGAACCAGAAGCGGCCCCAGUACAUCAAGGCCAAGGAGAACACGUCCCACAAGAUCAAGAAGCUGGAGGCGGCCAGGAAGUCCCUGCAGAACGCCCAGAAGCAGUACAAGAAACGCAAGGCGGACAUGGACGAGCUGGAGAAGGAGAUGCUGAGCGUGGAGAAAUCCAGGCAGGAGUUUGAGGAACGCAUGGAGGAGGAGAGCCAGAGCCAGGGGAGAGACCUGACCCUGGAGGAGAACCAGGUGAAGAAGUACCACCGGCUGAAGGAGGAGGCCAGCAAGCGCGCGGCCACGCUGGCCCAGGAGCUCGAGAAGUUCAACCGCGACCAGAAAGCCGACCAGGACCGGCUGGACCUGGAGGAGAGGAAGAAGGUGGAGACCGAGGCCAAGAUCAAGCAGAAGCUGAGGGAGAUCGAGGAGAACCAGAAACGCAUCGAGAAGCUCGAGGAGUACAUCGCCACCAGCAAGCAGUCCCUGGAGGAGCAGAAGCGCCUGGAGGGGGAGCUGACGGAGGAGGUGGAGCUGGCCAAGCGCCGCAUUGACGAGAUCAACAAGGAGCUGAACCAGGUGAUGGAGCAGCUGGGGGACGCGCGCAUCGACCGCCAGGAGAGCAGCCGGCAGCAGCGCAAGGCCGAGAUCAUGGACAGCAUCAAACGCCUCUACCCCGGCUCCGUGUAUGGCCGCCUGAUUGACCUGUGCCAGCCCACCCAGAAGAAGUACCAGAUUGCAGUGACCAAGGUGCUGGGGAAGAACAUGGACGCCAUCAUCGUGGACUCGGAGAAGACGGGCAGGGACUGCAUCCAGUACAUCAAGGAGCAGCGCGGGGAGCCCGAGACCUUCCUGCCCCUGGACUACCUCGAGGUGAAGCCCACGGACGAGAAGCUGCGGGAGCUGCGCGGGGCCAAGCUGGUGAUCGAUGUCAUCCGUUACGAGCCCCCCCACAUCAAGAAGGCGCUGCAGUUCGCCUGUGGCAACGCCCUGGUCUGCGACAACGUCGAGGACGCGCGCAGGAUCGCCUUCGGAGGCCACCAGAGGCACAAGACGGUGGCCCUGGACGGGACCCUGUUCCAGAAGUCGGGGGUGAUCUCGGGCGGUGCCAGUGACCUCAAGGCCAAGGCGCGGCGCUGGGACGAGAAGGCCGUGGACAAACUCAAGGAGAAGAAGGAGAGGCUGACAGAGGAGCUCAAGGAGCAGAUGAAGGCCAAGCGCAAGGAGGCCGAGCUGCGCCAGGUGCAGUCCCAGGCCCACGGGCUCCAAAUGCGCCUCAAAUAUUCCCAAAGUGACCUGGAACAGACCAAGACCCGGCACCUGGCCCUCAACCUGCAG